CCUACAUUCUGCAGAAUGAGAUAACUUCUCGUGAGAAAUUAAUCAACAUGGAACCAACAAUCAAAUUAUGGUAAGAAUAAAUAAGAGUCGAACAAUUUCCCGCGUUACAAGUUGGCAAAGAGUGAUCGAAAAGCGGAGGAAACGUGAGAUCAUUGGUAGCAGAAGGUCGCGUAGAAAGGACACCGAGCUAAAAGAGAAUAAAACGAACGACGUGGAGAUUGCCCGCAGCAAAAGAUAACCGGGUACCGGGAACAGAGAAAAAAAACAUUGCGUGACCGAAACCUGAAAACCAGAAUCCCGCUGCCGUUGAAGCUGGCACAAACUCCCGGACCCCAUACUUCUUCCAUGAGAUCGGACUCGAACUACAAAUAUCCGAACUCGAUCGGUAGCCGCACGGAUAUUCAGCUACCGAAUUGAAACUCCCGCAAUAAAGAUCAAGAGAGAAGAAAAAAAUGAGAUCGAAAACCUAAUCGUUUUCGAUUUUUUUUUUUUGUUUUUAACGAUAUUUGAUGAUUUCUCUUCAAUGUGGAAAGCGAGAAAUCUACACCGAACUGUUGUCUAGAUGGAAAGCUAUGGUCUAAUGGUAAUUCUAUUGUUGAUUCUGAUGAAGGAUGCACGAAACAAGAAAAUUAUAGUGUUAUCGUGUUUGUAUUAUCAUGAUUCAAAUUGAGUGACAAUGGAACUGGAAGUAAUCGGACAAAUGCGACAGCGAAAUAAAAGCUUCAUUUAAAUCUGCAUUUGUCAUUAUUUCCAUAAUAGGUACUUACAUAUACGUAUGUACAUCAUGUGCUGCUGCUCAAAAGGGUUAUUUUUACAUAAUAUUCAAUAUUUAUAGCAGAUAAUGAAAUUUUUCAAUUGUAUGUGUAUUUUAUAAUGUUAGUACAUUAAUCUUUUACAAUUAGGACUAUAAGAAUUUAUUAAUCGCACAAUCAGAAUUUAUAAGAAUUUAUUAAUCACAGCUAUAAUUAAUUUAUUGGAAAUCUGACAACUAAUAACUUUUACAACAAUUCAUUCCAUAAUAUUGUAGUUAUGUUUGCAAAUAUGUUUUGAGCAAUAGAUAUUUUCAUAAUAUGAACACAGGUUAUGAAAAAUUAACACUUUAUGAAUUUUUAGUUACAUAAAAGAUUAUUUCGUUUUUCCAAUUUUGAAACAAAUAUAAUACUUAUCCUAAAAUUUUUGAAUAGA
This is a messenger RNA of Heterotrigona itama, 1185 nucleotides long. The record is from the annotation of a GenBank genome assembly. NCBI's taxonomy places the organism in Eukaryota, Metazoa, Arthropoda, Insecta, Hymenoptera, Apidae.